AUGCUUAAAGAAGAGUGUGGUUUCCCAGAUACUGCUGACUUUAGUGACAGAUAUAAAGAAGCUAUUGGAAAGUUCAAGGAUGGAAAUACUGACCCGAACCUAUUUAGCUUUAUGGCUCAGCACCAAAACGGAUAUAAUCUCAAACCUGGAAAAUACAAGCUCGCUAAGGGAUAUGAUUUAAUAGCAUAUCAUCCAAAUGACAUGGAUGAAUUUACUCCGAGAUAUUUGAUGUCAGAGCUAAAUGACAAUUCAACUUUCGUCAUGAAACGCGUAAAAAAUAGAGACGGAACGAAAGAACAAAAGCUUAUGAAUGCGGAUGACGUAGAUAGGGAAAUUGUUAAAAACGGUCUCGGAAUAUAUGAAAUGCCAGCAGAUGAGGUACAAGAAACUCCACAGGAAGAAAUAGUUCAGAUACAACCAGACAUGGAAGAAAUAGUUCAGCAACAACAGCUAGAAGAGCCUGAAGGAAACGAACAAGUCACUCCUUUGGAAACUAACUUCACAGAACUAGAUGAAGAUUUGGAACAGCCGAAAAAUCUUGACCCUCAACAAGAGCAUGAGGUGAAUAUGGAAUCUUUCCAAGAGUCUAAGAAAGAUUCGGCUGACAUAGUAGAAGAAUAUCGAAAAAUGUUUGCCGACAUACAAAAGACUCCAACACCAGAUGAAAAUAUUCAGCAUAGAAUGAAAGUACUGAAAGAAAAUGUACACAAAUACAACAACCCUUUUUACUUACGAGCAUUUAACGUUCAAUCUUCGGAUGAACUCGGUGAAGAUAAAAGGUUAAAUUUCAAGAAAACAUAUAGAAAUGAAACAUUGUUUAAAGUUCAUUCAGAACCUAACCAA
Messenger RNA from Trichomonas vaginalis G3, 843 nucleotides. RefSeq names its product protein of unknown function, DUF4106 family. Lineage: Eukaryota; Parabasalia; Trichomonadida; Trichomonadidae. The record is from RefSeq and is a predicted model, not a curated record. The transcript has a single exon. The annotation marks the transcript as partial.